CGGCGGCACGCACUGCCGUUGCCGCCGUCCGCCAGCGCGCCGCUGGCCGACAGGAGCAGCCACAGCCACGAGGCCACGACGAGCAGGACUGCCGGCGACGGGUUGGUGCAGUCCCGCGAGGACCGCGCCGUGUGGGAUGCCGAGACGACGUUGCCGGAGAAGGAGUCUCCGACUACCUCACGCCCACCGCUGGCCUGCACAUCAGGUCGCCGAGCCCGUACGCCGGUGUGAGCAGCCUGGGUUGCCGGGUGCUCGCCGUCCGGCAGCACACCACGGUGCGACACGGGGUGGUGGAGGCCGAGGCUCACCCAGGUCGAGACCAUAUGGUGGCAGUAGGAGGGGACUGAGCACCGUGUGGUGUGAGCGCCGAUUGAAAAUCACCAGCGAGUCCUACUUCAACUACGAUGCAAUUUGUCCAAGAAAGGCAAUAACCUGGAAGAUGAUUGGCCUCCAAACCCUUUUGACGGAGGCGCACACGGCGCCAGACUGAAAGCGAAUGACCUCCUGAACAUUCCUGAGGCAGAUUGUACUCCGAUGUUUAUUAAGGAGCAGGGAUAUUUCAAGCGCUUCGAGACGGACGGCACUCUUGAUUGGUCGUUCCCCAGUGAUUACAUCAAUUGUGCUCUACUGAAUGACUACCAGCGCCUAGUCCCUCGAAAUUAUGGUGGUAGUGAGUACAUCAGAUGGAGUGAGUACCAUGAGUACUUGAAUAGCUAUGAGAUUGAACAGGAAUACGUCGAGUACAGUGAGGAAUUAGCCAAGCAACUGAAGUGGAUGGAAGAUUAUAUACAUUUUGACCGGCCAUCUUUUAAGUAUGACUUCAUCUCUUCCCGAGGAGCUUACCAGGCAAUAAAGAUUGCUGCUACUGGCUUUCGCGGAAUCACUCCGGCUUUAGCUUACAAUGGCUACUAUGAAUGUAUAGAGAGCAUGGGCUAUGACCUUGCUUGGCUUAAGGAGUUAGAUGGUGUCUAUUUUGAGAUUUGGCGGCGGGUCACUCAGGGAAUGAGUUUCAAAGAUGCUCUGGCAGAGGUUUGUCAUCUCAACAGGUUUCCGUUACAUCAACAUAGAAUGGAACGUGCCCUGGAGUUUGAUGAAGCGAUGGAGGAGAUGGAAGAAGAGUUCCGUAUCUGCACGGCAGCCAUUACCCCAGAAGUUAAAGAGGAUAAAGCUCGGGAGUUGAUUGCAGGGGCGGUUAAAGAGCUGCUUGAUGAUACGCCGAAGUCCUAUGAGCAGUAUAUCAUAAAGAAGAUGCACAUUGCCCGAGUUGUUGGAAUCCUUCCUGACAAGAGGAUUGAAGAUUCUCAAGAAUGAGAUAACCGUCAAACAAGUGUUUGUUAAAAAGCUGCUUGAUAAGCCGAAGUCCUAUGAGCAGUAUAUCAGAAAAGAAGAUACACAUUGCCCGAGCUGUUGGAAUCCUUCCUCCACAUGAUUGAAGCAACAGUGUUAAGAUUGUGAAGAAUGAGAUAAUGGUCAAACAAGUGUUGAUUGUUGUCAGAUUAUGAAAUUGGACCAUCAAUGGUGACCCCUACUUCCAAGUUUUCAAGUGGUCGUCUACUCCAAUAGCUUAGCAUGAAAUUUAUAGAUUUUUUUGGUGAAUCCAAGUUUCACACUGAGUGUAGGACAACAGUAUUAUCAAGGGGUGUACAAGCAAAACAACUUUGGUUUGAACUCUAAAACAAGAUCAUAAACCAAAUUGUUCAGAACACAAUUUCACCCAAAGAGAAUUUAACUCUAGAGAAUUAAAUUGGUUUGAACUUUCA
Messenger RNA from Aegilops tauschii subsp. strangulata, 1760 nucleotides. RefSeq lists its product as uncharacterized. NCBI's taxonomy places the organism in Eukaryota, Viridiplantae, Streptophyta, Magnoliopsida, Poales, Poaceae. The record is from RefSeq and is a predicted model, not a curated record.